Molecule: messenger RNA, 373 nt
Organism: Dentiscutata heterogama
Lineage: Eukaryota; Fungi; Glomeromycota; Glomeromycetes; Diversisporales; Gigasporaceae
Source: the annotation of a GenBank genome assembly
ACUCUUGUUUAAUAUACCUAUGAUGGAAGAUGAUGAUUUACAAUCCUCUUUGUCAGUUCAGUCAUUCGAUGAAUCGUAUGCCAACCGAUCUGAAAGCUCUAUAUUAGAAAACACAUGUCAUAGAGGUGGAUCGAAAAAACGAAGCUGGGUGUGGAAAUAUUUUGAAUCAGAAAAAGUAAUUGAAAUUAAAGAAGAAUCUGAUGAUAUUAAAAUUGAGGUCACAUAUGGCGUUUGUCUUGUAUUAAAUGAUUCAGGAAAAAAAUAUAAUACACGAUUAAGAAUAAUAGGCGGAUCAACCUCAAAUUUAAUAUCUCAUUUAACAAACACCCAUGAUAUUACGCAAGACAGACCUAAAUUACGUGAAGAUGUAUAA